AUGCCAAAGCCGAGCAAAAAAGGCCUCAAGGCGGCCCUCAUCUCUCAGCAGUCGCGGUUAAAGAAGAACCAAAAGGCAGAGCGUUCUCGCAAGGCUGCAGAACAGAAGAAUAUUUCCAUCGGGCGGCAGAAAGCAAAAGGGAAGGGCAAAGCGCAUCCGCCCAGGGUGACCGUGCCAUUCUCUCCGACGGAUAGGAUACUCCUUGUUGGGGAAGGGAAUUUCUCGUUCACGCGCGCUCUAGCACUCCAUACGCCUGUCACGUAUUCCGAACCAUCUAGCUCGUCGGAUCCGUUGAACUACCUACCCCCUGGCAAUAUAACAGCGACCGCGUAUGAUUCUGAAGAAGACUGUUACAACAAGUACACAGAUGCCAAGGAAAUCGUCGCUGGCUUACGACAAGCAGGUGUGGAGGUGCUAUUUGGGGUGGAUGCCACGAGGUUAGAAAAAGCUAGCAAACUCCGGGGUCGCCAAUAUGACAGGAUCGUAUGGAACUUCCCUCAUGCGGGCAGCGGGAUUUCUGAUCAAGAUAGAAACAUACUAUCAAAUCAGCUACUCAUCCUAGGAUUCUUGCGGUCAGCAUCCGCUUUCCUUCGUCCAGGACCUGUUCCCUUGAGCCCAACCGCUCGAAAGAAGCAGAAAACAAGCGAAGAUAGCGACGACGAAGGCGAUAUUGAACCUAUUGGGGAAGAAGGGACACAGCAACGUACCGCAGGGUAUAGAGGAACGUUGCUAAUCACGCUACGGAACGUAACGCCGUAUACCCUAUGGGAUGUGCCGAAAUUGGCCAAGCAUCCGCCUGCAUCAGCGCCAGACAACCCUCAAUAUACGCAAGUUCGCUCAUUCUUAUUUCAUAGGAGCGCCUGGAAGGGAUACGAACACCGUAUGACGAAGGGAGAACGGGCCAAUGGCGCCGGGACCACGGGGCAAGGUGGCGAGGACAGGACCUGGGAAUUCUGUCUUGCGGCAUAGCAGGGGUUGCCCGGUCCGUCUUCGUAUGCGCGGUGCGCGCGCCUUCCCUAGCUCGCGUUCAUUCACACCCCAGUGUAAUGGUGGGACAGGCGGCUCGUCCGAGCGUCAAGCUGACCUUCGUCCUCAUCGCAUUAACCAGUGACAGCAG
Molecule: messenger RNA, 1117 nt
Organism: Punctularia strigosozonata HHB-11173 SS5
Lineage: Eukaryota; Fungi; Basidiomycota; Agaricomycetes; Corticiales; Punctulariaceae
Exons: 3
Coding region: 1-969 (322 amino acids)
Biological process (GO): rRNA base methylation
Cellular component (GO): cytoplasm
Molecular function (GO): rRNA (uridine-N3-)-methyltransferase activity
Source: RefSeq, a predicted model, not a curated record